AUGUCUGCUCAAAGAUUGAAAAUUGGCUGUGCCGGUCUUGGCCGUAUGGGCAAGCGCCAUGCCCUAAACUUCCUCGAACGCACUCCUCGAGCUGAGCUCGUCGCAGCCAGUUCUCCAGAUCCCGUGGAGCUCGAAUGGGCCAAAACUCAUCUCGAGCCCUUUGGUGUUCGCCUGUACCAGAACUACGAUGACAUGCUCAAGCAUGAGGGCCUGGCCGCCGUGGUGGUUGCCUCAGCCACUGCCGUACACGCCGAACAGGCCCUGAAGGCGAUCGCAGCGGACAAGCAUGUUCUAUGCGAGAAGCCCAUUUCCACCAGCGUAGAAGUUUCCCAAUCCGUCCUCGACGCAGCAGUCAAAAAGCCGCACCUGAAAGUAAUGUGCGGCUUCUCCAGACGCUUCGACAAAUCCUACCGCGACGCCUACGCCAAGAUGCAAGCCGGCAUAAUCGGCACGCCCUCCGUCCUCCGCAGCCAAACCUGCGACAAACUAGACCCAAGCGGCUUCUUCGUCGCUUAUGCCGAGUUCAGCGGUGGCAUCUUCGUUGACUGCUCCAUCCACGACAUAGACCUCACCCUCUGGUUCUUCGGCAAAGACAGCAAAAUCAAAUCCGUCUCCGCAGUCGGCAUCACCGCCGUCGAGCCAGACCUGCGCAAACACAAUGACCGCGAUAAUGCAGUGGGUCUGGUUGAGUUCUAUGAUGGGCGCAUUGCCUUCUUUUACGCGUCUCGUAUGAUGGCCGCUGGCCAGGAGGAUGUGACGGAGAUUAUUGGGACCAAGGGCAAGUUGGCGGUUAAUACGCAGCCGGCCAUGAAUCAUGUUAAUGUUUAUGAUGGGAGUGGUAUUCGUCGUGAGAUUCCGCAGACUUAUUAUGAUCGCUUUGAGUAUGCUUUUGUUGCUGAGGCUCAGGAGUUUUCCGCGUCGUGUUUGGAUGAUUCGCCGGUUCCUGUUGAUUUGGGUUCUGCAGUUACUGCUGUCAGGAUUGGGGCUGCUUUGCAGGAGUCGCUUAUUACUCAGAAGAAGAUUUUCUUUGAUGAGAACGGAGAGAGGUGUGAGCUUGCCCGUCUGUGA
Molecule: messenger RNA, 1068 nt
Organism: Penicillium nucicola
Lineage: Eukaryota; Fungi; Ascomycota; Eurotiomycetes; Eurotiales; Aspergillaceae
Product: putative NAD binding Rossmann fold oxidoreductase
Exons: 2
Coding region: 1-1068 (355 amino acids)
Biological process (GO): NADPH regeneration
Cellular component (GO): cytoplasm
Molecular function (GO): nucleotide binding; oxidoreductase activity
Source: RefSeq, a predicted model, not a curated record